Messenger RNA from Orbicella faveolata, 2310 nucleotides. RefSeq lists its product as uncharacterized. The record is from RefSeq and is a predicted model, not a curated record. Lineage: Eukaryota; Metazoa; Cnidaria; Anthozoa; Scleractinia; Merulinidae.
UAAUAAUACUAAUGGUACACUCUUCAUUUAAGGUUGUCAUAGCUGUUUUAAGGGUCCAAGUUCAGCUCUGCAGACCCCAGUUGACCUGCAAACUAGUGGAGGAAAAACAACUUGCAUCAGUUCAAAAAAUUAUAAAUCAUGCGAAUUACAUGGGGAAUUCUUUGACUACAAUGACUUUCAGCCUAGGUGGAUAAGUAUGAGUGACAGUAUUAUAUUCAGCCUCAAAAAAGACAAUCAGAAAUUUUUUAUAGAGUGGAAAAGAGACACAGCUGGAAAACUGUCUGGAAGAAUCAUCCGUCUUAAGUUUGCUUGCUCCAAUAAAACAGGACAAGCACCAAUAAUGACACGGUGUAUGCUUAUCAAGGCACAAGGAAAUGUGACCUAUUUGUCUGGUUCAAGUAGAAGUGCAAGUUCUUUAACACAAUCUAGCUACCUAGCUGUUACAACCUCCAUCCCAUCAAUAACACACUCAUCACCAUUACUGUCGUCACCGCAAUUGUCAAUGUCAGAACCAUUGCCUUCAUCCCCCAUACCAUCACCUUCCACAUCACCAUCCCCCUCAUCAUCACCAUCAUCAUUCUUAGUUUUUGCCAUAAGCACCAGAACAUCAAGAUCCGCAUCUACUGGAAUAUUGACGCUUUCCACAUCAACGCCUAGACAAUCAAGAUCACUUCAUACAAGACCAGCUUUUGCUACGUCUGGGCCAGAUCUGUCACAGUCGAGGACAGGACACCAAAGUUCAUUGCCAUUCUACUCAGAGGGAGCUUCUAGUCAUUUAGUAAGCAAAGGCAUCCCAAACACUAUUAUCAGCACCUCAAACUCUAUAAAACCAUCAAAGUCAUCCUUAGCUGCUGAAACAUCUUCUAGAUCUGCUGUUAUUGAUGGACCAGGUAACAAAAAAGGAAGAACAAGUGGAAAUGAUAAUGGAACUGUAAUUGGUGCAGCAGUGGGUGGUGCUGCUGUUUUUGGAGUUUUCAUCAUCGUGAUUAUUGUAUUUUGCAAACGAAGAAAGUUGGGGAAAGGCAAGGACAAGGCAACAAAACUAGAAGUUAAGAACCCUGUGUAUGGGAGUUCAGACAUCCCACUGAGUUUAACAACAGAAAACCCAGUCACAACUUCCAUGGGUCAAGAUAGUCAACCAACAUACCAGGACCUGAUAACUGAUAACGGAAAAAUGGGUGGAGUAGAGAUAUACAGCAAUCCUGACGAUGAUGAUUAUGAUAACUACAGUGCUUACCAAAGUCUGGACAAAAAAGUACCAGGGAGUCCUGUUUACCAGAGUUUGACAAAAGGACAACUUAACACAAGAAAACCAACUCCAAAAUCAAAGCCUAGUGUAACCGGACCACCAAGAGAAAGACCUAAAGUUACAGCAGAACCUGUGUAUAAUGUUACUGAACAACCUAACACAGAGCAAGGUACCAUGCCAGAGAAAGUGAAUGGAGGUCUAGAACAAGAUGGUGAUGAACACACACAAGAGCCAGUUUAUAAUGUGCUUGAUGCGUCUGAUACAGAAGAAAAUUAUGAAGCUCCAAAUGUUGGUGAUUCUCUGUACAAUGUGCUUGAAGAGCCUGAAUCCAUGCAGGAUCAACAGCAACCUCUGUAUAAUGUGCUAGAGAGCUCUGAUGCUGAAAAAAGCAGUCACCAAGGAGCACAGGGUUCAUGUGGUUUAAGUGAUGAGCCUGUGUAUAAUGUUGUUGAGGGGCCAGAUUCAGAUGGACCAAAUAAGAAUAGUGGUGGCUACGAUGCUCCAAUUGGGUCCUUCUCUCCAGGUGGCCAUGGCAACCCAGCCUAUGAACAAAGCCUUGAUUUUGGACCAAAUAAGAAUGGUGUUAGAUGUGGUGCUCCAAAUGGGUCCUCCCCUCCAGAUGCCCAUGACAAUCCAGCCUAUGAACAGAGCCUUGAUUUUGAUGUACCAUAUGCCUCGGUACAAAGGCCUGGGCCACAAAGAGAGUCUGUCUAUGAACCCCUGAGGGGACCUAAUGAUCAGGAUCUUUAUGAGCCCCUAAAGUAAAGGAGAAGGUAAAAUGCCAAGAAGCUGUAACGAACUGCAUUAUUUUGUUGUAGUUCUCAAACUGCUGUAAAAGUAAUAAUUUCAAUAUGGUACUACAUUAAUUGACAAGGCAAAUAAUUGUUAAAUUGGUUGCAACAAUCUGCACAGUGGCACCACAGUUUUUUUAAUACUGCUGCAACAAACAAAUUUGUGACAGGUUUUUUUUUUUUUAAAAAAACUUAACAUUGGCCAAUUUAUAUCAAGCAUUUCUUUUGGCUGGUGACAAGUACACAUAAUCUGGUAUAAUACUGAUUUAG